Lactuca sativa (garden lettuce) is the source of this 2021-nucleotide messenger RNA. Its product is annotated as P-loop containing nucleoside triphosphate hydrolases superfamily protein. Lineage: Eukaryota; Viridiplantae; Streptophyta; Magnoliopsida; Asterales; Asteraceae. Gene Ontology annotation, molecular function: ATP binding; ATP hydrolysis activity. The record is from RefSeq and is a predicted model, not a curated record.
AUGACAAAGCCCACAAAAGCUGGAGACCCUCUAGACUAGAAAUGGCAGUUGCUUGCAUGACAUGCCAUGGUUGCUCUUGAGCUUCGUAUGAUUUACGCCCUCAAUACCUGUGAUCACUCAAGUAAUCGAGGGAGAUUGCCAAGUUUUCAUGGCGUCAGUUCGUCGUCUUGCACGGACAAUUCAGACGUGCCGUACAAUCGCAUUUCGUAAAACCCUAACCCCUUCAAUUCCAGCUCAUCGCCACAUCUCCUACCGUACUUUCAACCAGAACAGCCACUCUUUCCAUGAUAGUUCUUGGAGGUCAACAAAUGCUCCUGGAUUAAAUUAUCUUCCUGCAAUGCUAGCUGGAAUAUUUGGGCUUGGCCUAGUAGAUGUAGCCUAUGCAGAUGCACCUGAGGGUGAGGCUAAAACACCUUCACCACCUGAAUCACCACUACCAACACAUGUUGAUAUGGAAGCAAUUGCCAAAAAAGAAAGAACUCGAUUAGAAGAGUUGCUUAAAACCAAAGGAAUGCAAUACGGUUCUUACCCUCGGUUUACUGUUGCUGUGAAGGGCAAAAAGGUUACAAUCAAGUUCCAAAUUCCUCCUACUUGUGAAAUUGCACUUUUGAUUUCAAACAUUGUUGCAAAUCUUGGUGUCAAAGUUGAAGAACGAGCUACAGGUUCAGACAUGAAUUUACGUGCUUGGGAUAGUGGUGUUGCUUGGCAGCUAACACUGAAUCGCCCAGUGGAUAAGAGCAGUUCUGAUGCAAAUCCAAAUGAUGAGGAUCUUUGCAUUCUGAUGUUCCGAUCACUCAUUAGUUCUGAUAAACCGGAAAUGGAGUUUAUAAAGCAAGGGAGCUUUACACCUGAGGAGCUUGAUGCUCUAGUAUCUGUGUUGAAAUUGGCGGGAACAGGACAAAAUAAGAGUAUGGAUAGAAGAGGAGAUAAUGCACGUAACUCAUCCUUGGAUAAAUCAGUUACCAGUUUAGAGGGCAUGGGUGUCAAGAUUUAUGGACUUAAGGAGCCUAAAUUAGAACACUCAAAAUCUGAAGAAAUAUCAUGGGAAAACAUUGCUGGAUAUAGUCAACAGAAAAGAGAUAUAGAAGAUACAAUACUACUAGCUCUUCAGAGUCCCGAGGUUUAUGAUGAAAUUGCUCGUGGGACCCGCUGCAAAUUUGAGACAAAUAGACCCCGUGCAGUACUCUUUGAAGGCCCACCAGGUACUGGGAAGACAUCUUGUGCUCGUGUUAUAGCCAAUGAAGCGGGCGCCCCGUUAUUAUAUGUGCCAUUGGAGGUGAUCAUGUCAAAAUAUUUUGGUGAAAGUGAGAGAUUGUUAGGGAAAGUAUUUUCACUCGCCAAUGAAAUUCCAAAUGGUGCAAUUAUAUUCCUUGAUGAGGUUGAUUCCUUUGCUACUGCUCGUGAUAGUGAAACUCAUGAAGCUACUCGUAGAAUCUUGUCAGUCAUUUUACGCCAGAUUGAUGGGUUUGAGCAGGACAAAAAAGUGGUGGUGAUAGCUGCAACCAAUAGAAAACAAGAUCUUGAUCCUGCUUUAUUAAGUCGGUUUGACUCGAUGAUUACAUUUGGCCUACCAGAUCAGCAAACUCGCCAGGAAAUAGCAGCUCAAUACGCAAAACAUUUAGCAAAAACCGAGUUAUCUGAAUUAGCUGCAGCCACUGAAGAAAUGUCUGGACGCGAUAUUCGAGACGUGUGUCAGCAGGCAGAGAGGCGAUGGGCAUCAAAGGUUAUACGGGGGCAAGCACAGAAAAAUGAAGAUGGUGCUUCUCUUCCACCACUCCAAGAGUACAUUGAGAGUGCUUCAGAACGACAUAAAGUUUUACUUGCAGCUGCAACUGACAAACAAGACCAUAACUUUUCACCCAAAAAGAAGCCUCAGUAUGAUUUCCUUUGAGGUUUUUUUUAUAUGUUUUUCAAGGUGAAAUUGCAAAGUUUUUAAUCUUAAGUUGAUGGUUAUUAUAUGUAAAUAUAUAAUACGCAUUUUGAAGUUAAAUACCAGAUAGGCAAACAGCCAUUAGACUUUA